This is a messenger RNA of Phalacrocorax carbo (great cormorant), 1233 nucleotides long. The record is from RefSeq and is a predicted model, not a curated record. Lineage: Eukaryota; Metazoa; Chordata; Aves; Suliformes; Phalacrocoracidae.
CCAGUAUGAAAAGUUCUGUUUCAGCAAAAUAGUAAGCAUUUUUCUUUAUCAUUGCAGAAAAAUUACACUGGAAAGUGAAAAGUGAAAUCAGAGCAGAUGACUCAGUACAACCAUUCAGCAGAGCUCUCUCUCCAGAGCUCAGCAAAUAGAUCAUUAACUUUCACUGAAACGCCACUGGCUUUGGAUGAAAGGACACUAUUAGGGCUGAAGAUUUCACUGUCAGUCCUUCUGUCUGUUAUAACUUUGGCAACGAUCCUUGCAAACCUUUUUGUUGUUAUUACAAUUUUUCUGACUAGAAAGCUACACACACCUGCAAAUUACCUCAUUGGCUCCUUGGCAGUGACCGAUCUUUUAGUGUCUGUCCUAGUAAUGCCCAUCAGUAUCGCUUACACUGUCACCCACACAUGGGCCUUUGGCCAAGUAUUGUGUGAUAUCUGGUUAUCAUCAGACAUCACAUGCUGCACAGCCUCAAUUCUGCACCUCUGUGUUAUUGCACUGGACAGAUACUGGGCUAUCACAGAUGCUCUGGAAUAUGCCAAACGCCGGACCGCUGGCCGAGCAGCGCUCAUGAUUGCCGUGGUCUGGAUGAUAUCUAUUAGUAUUUCUGUGCCACCAUUUUUCUGGAGGCAAGUGAAAGCUCAUGAAGAAAUUGCAAAGUGCACUGUGAACACAGAUCAAAUUUCCUAUACAAUUUAUUCCACUUGUGGAGCUUUCUACAUCCCGACUGUGCUCCUCCUGAUAUUGUACGGUAGAAUUUACAUAGCAGCUCGAUCCAGGAUUCUGAAGCCAACCUCAUUAUAUGGGAAACGUUUUACUACUGCACACCUGAUUACCGGCUCUGCUGGGUCCUCCCUCUGCUCCAUUAAUGCUAGCCUGCACGAAGGGCACUCCCAUUCAGGUGGAUCGCCAAUAUUUAUCAAUCAUGUUAAAAUAAAACUUGCAGACAGUGUCCUGGAAAGAAAAAGAAUUUCUGCUGCAAGAGAACGGAAAGCCACCAAAACUUUAGGCAUUAUUCUGGGAGCUUUCAUUUUCUGCUGGCUGCCUUUUUUUGUCAUGUCCCUUGUCCUACCAAUCUGCCAAGAUGCUUGUUGGUUUCAUCCCAUCCUGCUGGACUUUUUUACAUGGUUAGGUUACUUAAACUCAUUGAUCAAUCCAGUAAUUUAUACAGCUUUUAAUGAAGAAUUUAAACAGGCUUUCAAAAAACUAAUAAAUUUCAAAAAGUGUUCAUCUUGA